AUGGAAGACGAAGAAUUUCAAAGAAUUUUCAAUUUUCUUCACAUUAGUGAAACGCAAUUCGUUGACGAAGAAGACAGUUAUCGGUCAGAAUUAUACGAUUAUUUUGAGGAAGGGAAUCAUUAUACAGAAGAAUGUUUUAAUUACUUCAACAACGAAGAGGACGACGAGGAAGUCGAUUUUUGUGAUUAUUGCGAAGAAAGCGGUCAUUGUAUAAAAAAUUGUUCUCGCCACGAAGAUGAAGAUGACGAUGACGAUUAUUGGUCCGAUUCGUACUUCUUGGAAUCUUCACUUCAAGAGAAACCCAAUUUAUGUGAAUAUUGUGGAAACGAAGGCCAUGGCGUAUGGGAAUGUUAUGAACUCGAUGAAAAUAACACUGUCAGUAUUCCUGAAGUGAACUUGAUUUUGGAUUUAAAAAAGAACGAUUUUAGUACUUUGGAGAAGGACAACUCCUUCAAUCAUUCCGAACAGAACAAGUUUUGUGAGGUUUGUAAUGGAGUAGGUCAUCUCUGGAAGGAAUGUCCCAAAUCGCAAAAUACCGUGUUUCUUGGGAAAAAGAGUCGCCAGAGGGAAAGAAGAAAGGAAAAGAAACUUCUCUCUAAUAACAUUGAAAAUGUUGAUUGGGAGACAAUCGGAAAAGUCAAUGGGCUUGGAAAGGAAAAGGAGACUCCAAAAAGGUUUACCAGACGCCAUUAG
Funneliformis caledonium is the source of this 693-nucleotide messenger RNA. NCBI's taxonomy places the organism in Eukaryota, Fungi, Glomeromycota, Glomeromycetes, Glomerales, Glomeraceae. The record is from the annotation of a GenBank genome assembly.